AUGGCUGGAAAGGUUCUCUGUGAGGCAUCAGAACUGUACAACAUCCUGAAUCAAUACACUCAUCUACCAAGGCUUGCAGAGAGCAACUAUCUUUGUCUGAUUAAUGCCUGUGCAGCAGAAUCAUAUAACUUCAGCCACAUCAUUACUGCCAGAAAUGAUUCUGAUGGGAAGUUUAUUAUGCCCUUGGAUGUUGAGGUUGAAAGUAUGAGGUAUAUCAUUGUUUAUGACAGUAGUACACAUUCUCUGUCAGAUUCAGGUCCAGCUAUAGACUGUGCAGACAGCAUAGAAAGCCAAUUUCCAGUUCAGAUUCUUAGUGGAGGCUAUGAGAAGUUUUCUGCACUCUACCAUUUCCUAAGAAUGCAAAAGAUUCUUUACAAUAUUAGGGAAGUGGAGAGCUUCAAUCCCUAUCCUGUGGAAAUCUUGCCAGGCAAACUUUACAUGGGUGAUUAUAGGCAGGCCACAAACCUUCAAAUCCUUAAAGAUCUGAAGAUGAAUGCACUUGUCAAUGUCUCUGAUGAAUGCAGUCUAAUGUUUAAAAAGGCAAACUGCACUGUUUUACACAUCCGAAUUGCAGAUUCUGCAGAGGCAGAUUUGAUCGCUUCAUUUGAGAGAAUGUGCGUUUUUAUUGGUUCACAUCUCAAUACUUCUUCUUCUGUUCUGAUAUUCUCUACUCUUGGAGUAAGCCAAUGCAGUGCUGUAACAGUGGCAUAUCUUAUGCAUCACCUCAAAUACACACUAAAGGAGGCAUGGAUUCAUAUUCAGCAGUGCAAAGCCAACAUGAGGCCAAAUCGAGGAUUUGUACAGCAACUUUCUGACUGGGAACUUCAGACUCUUGGGAAGAGAGUGACAGAUAUAUCUGAACCCAAAUACUGACAAUAACAAAAUUUAACAGAAACAUCA
Molecule: messenger RNA, 900 nt
Organism: Sinocyclocheilus grahami
Lineage: Eukaryota; Metazoa; Chordata; Actinopteri; Cypriniformes; Cyprinidae
Product: serine/threonine/tyrosine-interacting-like protein 1
Biological process (GO): negative regulation of cytoplasmic stress granule assembly; positive regulation of intrinsic apoptotic signaling pathway; protein dephosphorylation
Cellular component (GO): mitochondrion
Molecular function (GO): protein phosphatase inhibitor activity; pseudophosphatase activity; protein phosphatase binding
Source: RefSeq, a predicted model, not a curated record